UCUGUUUUCCCUCGGUCCACAGACUCGCAGCGGUCCCACCUGUCCUCCUUCACCAUGAAACUGAUGGACAAGUUCCACUCUCCCAAGAUCAAGAGGACUCCAUCCAAGAAGGGCAAGCAGCUGCAGCCCGAGCCGGCAGCCAAGAGCACCGAGAAACCUUCCAACAAGAAGGUGAGUCGGCUGGAGGAGCACGAGAAGGAUGUGGUCAGUGCUCUGCGCUACUUCAAGACCAUCGUGGAUAAGAUGGUGGUGGAGAAGAAGGUUCUGGAGAUGCUGCCCGGCUCUGCCAGCAAGGUGCUGGAGGCCAUCCUGCCUCUGGUGCAGGUGGAGGCCCGGAUCCAGCACAGUUCGGCGCUGUCUUCCUGCCAUAAUCGCGUCUACCAGAGUCUGGCCAACCUCAUCCGUUGGGCGGACCAGGUGAUGCUGGACGGCAUCGACCUGGAGGACAAAGAGAACGUGGCGUCGGUCACCAGCGUCAUCAAAGCCGUGCUGGAUGGAGUGAAGGAAUUGGUAAAGCUGACCAUAGAGAAACAGGAGCAGCCGUCGCCCACCACCCCUAACAAACCAGCCCCACCCGCUCCCCCAGCAGAGAGCGUGUCGUCGGAGCUGCCCUCCAUAGGUCUGGAGCAGGAGGUCUCCCCUCAGACGGCUCCGGCUGCCCCCCCUGCAGAGGAGGCUUCUGAAAUACCAGAGGAGGAGGUGGCCCCUCCCAAACCCCCCCUGCCUGAGGCCAAAAUGGCAGAGCUCAGCCCUCCCCCAGCUCUCCCCCCUAAGAAGCGGCAGUCGGCCCCCUCACCCACGCGGGUUGCAGUCGUGGCCCCGAUGAGUCGCGGCUCCAGUUUACCCUGCAGCGUCCACAGACAGCAGGACUAUGAGCAGGAGUUCCUGCAGAGACGGUUCUCCGGGGGGAGCCAGUCGUACGGCGGGGACUCUCCACGCCUCUCGCCCUGCAGCAGCAUGGGGAAGCUCAGCAAGUCGGACGAGCAACUCUCCUCCAUGGAGCAGGACAGUGGUCAGUGUUCUCGUAACACCAGCUGUGAGACGCUUGACAACACAGAGAGUUACGACCCGGACUACGACUUCCUGCACCAGGACCUGUCGGCGGGGGAGAACCUGCCCCCCAUCCCAGUGGGGGGGUGCCUGAGCCCCCUGCCCGAGUCUCACAGCGAGUCCUCCUCCCCCGUCCCCGGACAGCACCCCUCACAUCCCC
Notothenia coriiceps (black rockcod) is the source of this 1210-nucleotide messenger RNA. RefSeq names its product rap guanine nucleotide exchange factor 1-like. Lineage: Eukaryota; Metazoa; Chordata; Actinopteri; Perciformes; Nototheniidae. The annotation marks the transcript as partial. The record is from RefSeq and is a predicted model, not a curated record. The transcript is spliced from 8 exons.